Messenger RNA from Anarrhichthys ocellatus (wolf-eel), 1075 nucleotides. RefSeq names its product DENN domain-containing protein 4B-like. Gene Ontology annotation, molecular function: protein binding. Gene Ontology annotation, biological process: regulation of Rab protein signal transduction. The transcript has 5 exons. Lineage: Eukaryota; Metazoa; Chordata; Actinopteri; Perciformes; Anarhichadidae. The record is from RefSeq and is a predicted model, not a curated record. Gene Ontology annotation, cellular component: cytoplasmic vesicle. The annotation marks the transcript as partial.
UACAACAUGUACCUCUGAGGCAUAGUACAGUAUAAAGUACAAGUACAGGAAUAAUGAUAUUUAUAUUUCUGACCUUGUGACCCCACUGAUCCGCUCUUCUGCUGCCGUCUGAUUGGCUGCCUGAACUGAGCCACAGGCAAUAGGACGUUCCUCAGCUUGGCCCAGCGGACAGAGGACAAAGAAAAAAAUAAAGUCUGUAAUGCAUGCUGCCAGAAUAAAGACUGUCAGACUGUGAAGGACAAAUCGUUUGACAGCCAUUAAAACCAGCACAUACGCUCAUAGCCUGACAGUGGAAUCAAUAUCAAUGUUGUUUCUAAUGACUUCAUAUCCCAGCCUGAGAUAAAUAAAAUCCCUUAGUCAACAGAAACACCACUUCCUGUUGCAUAAUGUAAACAGAAUCCAGGAAACAAAGUAUCUAUGACGUCACCGCCUUCUCUGUCUUUGACCUCCCAGGAGAUCAAGUUGGCCCAGAAGAGAGCUCAGAAGUACUCCGCGGUGCCGGACAUGUGGUCCAAGUGCCUGCUGGGUCACUGUUACGGCCUCUGGUUCAUCUACCUGCCCACCUUCGUGAGGGCCGAGGCCGCUAAGGUGCGAGCGCUGCACACGGCCUACGACGUCCUGAAGCACACGGAGAACAGAAAGGUGGUGUUGCCGGACGAGGUGUGUUACAGGAUCCUGAUGCAGCUCUGUGGUCAGUACGGUCAGCCGGUUCUCGCUGUUCGAGUCCUGCUGGAGAUGAAGAAGGCUGGAAUCACCCCGAACACCAUCACCUACGGAUACUACAACAAGGCCGUGCUGGAGAGCAAGUGGCCGUCCACCAAUCAGGGAGGACGUCUCCGCUGGGCCAAGCUGAGGAACGUCCUAUUGGCUGUGGCUCAGUUCAGGCAGCCAAUCAGACGGCAGCAGAAGAGCGGAUCAGUGGGGUUGUUAACAGAAGAAGCGACGAUGGACCAGAAGCCCCUCCCCCACUCUAUUCUGAUUCGUCAGUCCAGUUGGAGCGGUCUGUCUGAGAGCUCCAGUCACGAGUCUCUGAAUCUGGUGAAGAGCAGCAGUCUGAACAGCAUGAAGACAGACA